Delphinapterus leucas (beluga whale) is the source of this 1962-nucleotide messenger RNA. The record is from RefSeq and is a predicted model, not a curated record. NCBI's taxonomy places the organism in Eukaryota, Metazoa, Chordata, Mammalia, Artiodactyla, Monodontidae.
AUGACCGGCAGGGCCAGGGUUCGAGCCCGAGGUAGAGCGUGCAAUCCAGCAUCCGUGGAGCCUGCUAAGCCUGAGGUGGCUAGGGGUCCUGAAGUACCCAGAACUGACCUACAACGGAGCUUCGCUGACAUAGUGAGACGUGGCACAGCAGCUCAGCAACCUCGUCAAAUCCAGGCUAGGCUCAAGCAGCUGUGGGGUGUUAGCCACGUGGCUGGGGCUGGACCACCAACAGAAGCAGAAGGAACACCGCAGCCUUCAGAGGAACUUCAACUGGCAUCUGGGUUGCAGGAAUCCUCGCUGAGGCAGAGGAGGGAUGUUGGCAGGGAUUAUCGAGACUUUGUGGUGAAUACUCAGCAGAUAUUAGGCCAUGUUAGAGACUCAACAAAAGGCAUGCUAGGUAGCCCGGUAAUGCUAUUUUUGAACCAUGUCCAGCUGAAGUCUUGUUCCCAUGGGAAUUCACACAAGUACAAUGUCAUCUAUAUGCCAGACAUAGAGGAUGGACGAAAACGUGAAGCUUUACUCUCUGAACUUGGAAAGUUAUUGGGACAUCGUCGUAUACGUGAUGGAAACUCUUUAUUAUUACUUCACUCACUAGGGGAAACGGUUAAACCAGUGAUUAUUAAAAAUAAGAGAUUAAAACUGACUCUAAAAGUAUCAAUUUUAGACAGUGAGUUUAGGUUCCCUAAUACCUGGCUUUACGGCCAGAGCUGGGAUCUUGAAACCCACAUCUAACUUAUUUGCAGAUUGUAAAUCUGGCCUGGCUAUAUUACUUCCAUUCUUCCAUAUGAAGCUGGUCUUACCCUCUGUGCUGAUGUGAGCCAUAAACUGCUCCGAAUGGAAACUGCUUAUGAUUUAAUAUCACACAGUCGUGAAAAAGCCAGAGGAGAAGAUGCAAAAGAGAAAAUUCUUAAAAAGUUAGUUGGGUCAUCUGUUCUUACAAAGUAUGACAACAGAACCUAUAGGGUGGAUGGUAUUACUUGGGAGAAGUCUCCCAGCUCUACAGUUACAAGAUCAGAUGGCAGUGAAACCUCCUUUGUAGACUAUUACAGGGAGGUCCUUUUCUUGCUGCCCACUGAAAAUAAAGAAAUUUAUGAUGGCAUAAAAAGACACCUGUGUGUCAAUUACCCGCUUCCAAGCCAGUGUGUGUUGAAACGGACCUUAGAGAGACUCGCUACAAAGAUUGCCCUGCAGAUGAACUGCAAGCUAGGAGGUGCCCUCUGGAAGGUGGAUAUAGAAUUGCAGAAUGCAAUGUUCAUUGGUAUCGAUUGUUUCCACGGUAUUGUACAUCGACGGAAGUCAGUCGCAGGAUUUGUGGCAAGCAUCGAUCCAGACUUGACGCGGUGGUUCUCUCAAUGCAUCAUCCAGCAAUCGGGGCAGGAGCUUGUCAAUGGGCUGACGACCUGCUUGCACACUGCCUUGAAGCUCUGGUAUGAACAAAAUUCAUCUCUGCCACAUUCCAUUGUGUAUCGAGAUGGAGUGGGAGAUGGACAGCUUCAAGCACUGACUGACCAAAAACUAAGACAGAUGGAGUCCUACUUAGAAAAUGCUUACAGAGGACAAAAUGUCAGACUAACUUUCAUCGUGGUGAAGAAACAAAUAAACAUCAGAUUUUUUAUUGAAAAGGAUGAAGGAAGACUUGACAAUCCAUCUCCAGGAAUUGUUAUUGAUUUAGAGGUGACUAGGACGGAAUGGUAUGACUUUUUUAUUGUGAGUCAGUCUGUGAAAGAAGGCACUGGCACUGUCACUCCCACUCAUUAUAAUGUCAUCCAUGACACGCUUUACUUGAGCCCAGAUGCAGUACAGAGUCUAACUUACAAAUUAUGCCACAUGUAUUACAAUUUUUCAGGUAUCAUCUGAGUCCCUGCUCCUUGCCAUUAUACCCAUAAGCUGGCUUACCUGGUGGGCCAGAGUCUUCACCAAGAACCACAUGGAUCUCUGUCAAAACAUCUCUUUUACCUUUAA